Messenger RNA from Nematolebias whitei (Rio pearlfish), 3408 nucleotides. It is a transcript of the gene tert, whose product is annotated as telomerase reverse transcriptase. Gene Ontology annotation, molecular function: telomeric repeat DNA binding; telomerase RNA binding. Gene Ontology annotation, biological process: telomere maintenance via telomerase. Gene Ontology annotation, cellular component: membrane; telomerase catalytic core complex. The coding region runs from base 1 to 3408 and encodes 1135 amino acids. NCBI's taxonomy places the organism in Eukaryota, Metazoa, Chordata, Actinopteri, Cyprinodontiformes, Rivulidae. The record is from RefSeq and is a predicted model, not a curated record. The transcript is spliced from 18 exons.
AUGUCUGUGAGUGACAUGUCCGCAGUAUUAAACAUCCUCCGCGCCCUGUACGGACACGUCCAGACUCUGGAGGAGUUCGUCAGCAGCCUGGACUUCAGAGAGGGCAGGAGGGUAGUUCUGGUCGAGGAGUCCGACACGAACCUCCUCAGAUCCUUCGUCACAUGUAUUUUUGUGUGCUUUGAUAAGAAGCUGCAGCAGGUUCCGAGCUGCAACCAGAUCUGCUCUCCUCUAGAACUGCUGGCUUUCGUUCUCAACAGCAUGAAGAGGAAAAAGAAGAGGAAUGUCUUGGCACAUGGCUACAGCUUUCUGUCUCUGGGACAGCAGGAUCGAGAUGCAGACCUGUUCAAAUUCCAAGCAGAAGUCACGCAGAGUGCCGCCUACCUCCACGGCAGUGACCUGUGGAAGAGAGUCCUCUUACGUCUUGGCACAGACGUCGCACGCUACCUGCUGGAGAGCUGCUCUGUGUUCAUGGCAGUCCCUCCGUCGUGUGCUUUCCAGGUGUGUGGUGCCCCUGUGUAUGACAGGGUGACCCUGACCACCGCGUCAAGCAAGUUUUGUCUGCAAUCUCAAGCCAGGAGGCGCAGUUGCUCUCUACUUCAAAAGACUCGAAGGUUAAAUUCGAAUCGGAGACAUGUCUGUGAGAAACCUAAAGGGAGCAAAAUAAGGAAAGGUAAACGGAAAAGAAAGAGGGGACCAGAUCAGCUGGAGGAGCAGACUGUGGCGAGUAAAAGGAGACGGGUAAUCCAGUUAGAAGACAAACGGGGAACUGAACCGACGUGUUCAGAAACAGCAGAGGAAGGACGGACCACGUCUGGGGUAUCAUCAGUGACGAAGAGAAAUGUGGAAAGUAAUGUGACGGCUUUCAAACAGCCUGCUAAGACACCACCCGGCGUCCCUCACUUUGAAGGUGGUCCUAGUUGGAGAUCGGGAACUUUUCCACCUUUACCGACCUCCCAGUGUUUCAUCCGCACGCUGGGGUUCCUGUACGGUGGCAGGGGGAUGCACAGCUUCCUUCUCAACAGGAAGAAGAGAACCGGGGACAGCGCCAGAAGGUUACAGGGGAAAGAUUUGAUCAGAAUGAUCUUCUUUGAGGGCCUUAAGUAUUUAAACGGGCUGGAGAGAAAACCAAAGAAACUUCCCAAGCGUUUUUUUAGCAUGGUUCCUCUGUUCAGUCAUUUGCUUCAACAACAUAGAAAAUGCCCGUACAGCAGGAUUCUGCAGAAGAUGUGUCCACUGGCUGAGGAGAGCCCAGAGGUACAGGCGAAGUUAAAGUCGCUCUUACCCAAACACUCCACACCCCAUCAGGUCUACCUGUUCGUCAGGGAAUGCCUCUCUGCUGUGAUCCCACAUCAGCUGUGGGGCUCCAACCACAACCGUCUUCACUUCCUUGCCAGAGUCAGAGGUUUCCUGCAAAGCAGCAAAUACGAACGGAUCUCAGUGUCUGAACUGAUGUGGAAGGUGAAGGUGAACGACUGUGACUGGCUGAAGAUCAGUAAGACUGGUCGCAUUCCGCCCAGUGAGCUGGCAUAUCGGACGCAGAUCCUGGGCCAGUUCUUGACUUGGCUUUUGGAUGGGUACGUUGUAAGCCUUGUCCGAGCUUGUUUUUAUGCGACGGAGAGCAUGGCGCAGAAGAACGCCGUCAGGUUCUACAGACAGGAAGUGUGGGCCAAACUUCAAGACUUGGCCUUCAGAGGUCACCUGGCUAAAGGGCAGAUGGAGGAGCUGUCUCCAGCUCAGGUAGCUUCCCUCCCCAAAGGGACCGUAAUCUCCCGACUGCGCUUCAUCCCCAAGACUGACAGCAUGAGACCCAUCACACGAGUCGUAGGAGCAGAUGCUAAAACAAGGAUCCACAAGGCACGUGUCCGGGACUUGCUGGACAUGCUGCAGGCCUGCGUGCACUCCACUCCAUCCCUCCUUGGCUCCACAGUGUGGGGCAUGACCGAUAUCCACAGGGUGUUGUGCUCGCUGGCACAGUCUCAGAAAGACGAACCACAACACCUCUACUUUGUUAAUGUGGAUGUGAGUAGAGCCUAUGAGAGCCUGCCACAUGACAAGCUGGUAGAGGUGAUUAACCAAGUCCUUUCACCUGUUCAGGAUGAAAUCCUUUUCAUCCGCCGCUAUGCCAAGAUUUGGUUGGAUUCCCAUGAAGGUCUGAAAAAGGCCUUCCUUCGACAGGCAAGUUUCCUGCAGGACAGCAUGGGGUCCUCCAACAUGAAGGGGUUUUUGAUGUCACUGCAGAAAAGUGGAAAAGCCCAUCAUGCCAUCCUGGUGGAGCAGUAUUUCAGCUCUGAUCUUUGUGGCAGAGAGGCUUUACAGUUCUUCACCCAAAUGUUAGCUGGCAGCGUGGUUCAGCACAAGAAGAAGACCUACCGUCAGUGCCGAGGGAUUCCUCAGGGAGCGGUGGUGUCCAGUCUCCUCUGCUGUUUAUGUUAUGGCCACAUGGAAAAUGUUCUGUUCAAAGAUAUCUCUGAAAACAAAGGGUGUUUGAUGAGACUGGUGGAUGACUUCCUUCUUAUCACACCAGAUCACCAUCAAGCACAAACGUUCUUAAGAACGAUGUUGAAUGGCGUGCCACAGUACGGGCUGGUGGUCAACCCACAAAAAGUGGUGGUCAACUUUGAAGUAUCAGGAAGCCUGGGCGCCGGGCCAGGCAUUCGAAUGCUGCCCCCUCGCUGCCUCUUACCGUGGUGUGGCCUGCUGCUGGACACCCACUCACUGGACGUCUAUAAAGACUACUCGAGGUAUGCCGGCCUGUCUCUGCGCUACAGCCUUACUUUGGGGUUUUUCCACUCAGCUGGACAGCUGAUGAAGAGGAAGCUGAUGGCCAUCCUCAGACUCAAAUGCCACACCCUGUUUUUGGACCUGAAGAAUAACUCCCUCGAGGCGGUCUAUAAGAACAUCUACAAGCUGGUGCUGCUGCACGCCUGCAGGUUCCACGUGUGUGCCCAGAGUUUGCCCUUUGGUCAGACAGUUGCUAAAAAUCCAGUUUACUUCCUGCAGAUGAUAUGGGACAUGGCCCAGUACACCAACAAGCUCAUCAGGUCCAGCAACAAGGGACUGACUUUGGGUGGUAAAGACCAGACAGGCACGGUUCAGUUUGAGGCGGUGGAGCUGCUCUUCUGUCUGUCCUUCCUGCUGGUUCUGUCCAAGCAUCGUUCACUUUAUAAAGAUCUGCUGCCGCACCUGCACAAACGUGCUUUCCUCAUCCCUUACCUGAUAGCGUUGGUGUUUGAGGGCCUCCCGCUGCUCUACCUGGAGCUGGCAAUAGGACAGAGGCUCCGAAUGGGCAGUAUCGGAGUCUGGAACUCCAUCUCUCCACUGCUGGGUGGACUCGGCAUUGCCUCCAUGUUGGUGUCGUUCCUUGUGGGCAUGUUCUACAACACCAUCCUGGCCUGGGGGGCCCUCUAG